This is a messenger RNA of Phialemonium atrogriseum, 3350 nucleotides long. RefSeq lists its product as uncharacterized. Gene Ontology annotation, biological process: regulation of DNA-templated transcription. The record is from RefSeq and is a predicted model, not a curated record. Bases 445 to 3300 code for a protein of 951 amino acids. NCBI's taxonomy places the organism in Eukaryota, Fungi, Ascomycota, Sordariomycetes, Cephalothecales, Cephalothecaceae. Gene Ontology annotation, cellular component: Rpd3L-Expanded complex; Set3 complex. The transcript has a single exon.
CACCUCGCCUCGCCAUCCGUUAGUGUGCGAUCCCUAAUUUGUCGUGACGGCUCGCUCGACUUCUUGCUGGCACCACACGAUUUCUCAACAACCGAUCGACCCGACAAGAUACCUGGGGUCAAUCCCCCAUUUUGCGCAGCGGAAUUCCUGUCGCCACACGAUCCGCUUCUCUCUCCCACAACUCGUCGUCCUCGCGACCUAUCCUCCUUCGUCUCCUUCGAGUUGGCCACAACAACCAACGCGAUUCGCGUCGAGCGCUUGUUCACAUUUGCUGGCUGAUUCGGGCUCGACGCAUGACACAACCCUUCUCAUCGUCUCCCUUACCCGAACUUUUCAGUCUCGUCUGUGUCCUGGUGGAUCGCGCGUCAGCAUGCCAUCCAGACCUCAAAGCUAGCCAACUCACAAGCCCUCCGACAUCAACCCAUCAUCGCGAGGUCCAAGAUUAUGACCGACAAGUUACCGCCACUGUCGACGCAGAUCGUGGCUCCCAGUCAGACCGCCUUCCCUACUCCCAGCGCCGUCCCUGCACAACAAGGUGCCACAAAGCAGGAGGUUGUAGAGGAAGAACCGUACACUAUCAAGUGUAUCUGCAACUACUCUGACGAUGACGGAAACACGAUCUAUUGCGAAACGUGCGACACAUGGCAGCACAUUGAGUGUUUUUACCCAGACAAUGUCGAAGAUGCCCUUCGCGAGGAUUUCGCCCACUCGUGCGCCGAGUGCAAACCUCGAGCCCUUGAUCGACAAAAAGCGCAUGAGCGUCAAACAUCCCGCCUCACAAUGCCUGCAGUGGAGGAAGAGACGACCGAUAAGAAGCCGAAACGACCCCCGACAAAGAGUCAUAAGAAAAAGCCGAAGCCGACGGACCUACAACUGAAUGGUCAUUCUUCGAAUCCCGAGAAUUCCAAGCUCCCCGGCUCUCACGACCAUCCUCCAUCCAAGAAGUCGAAGCAUUCACACAAGGCGAGUCACUCGAUCAGUUCCCAGGCGCCGAAGCGAAGUCCCUCAUUAAACACCAACGGCCGAGUCAAUCAAGGCCAUCCGCCAAGCCCUGCGACCACGCCUCCAGAUCUCCCGAGUGACUUUAAAAUCCACAACUAUUCGCCCGGCUUUCUCUCUCUUUACGACGAACAAGGUGUUCAAAUCGUCCAAACCAAUUCCUUCGUUCGCUUGGAGAUCUCCAACACAAUGUCUGUUUGGCUGCGAGAUCCAGAGAGAAUGCGACGAGAGACUGGUCUCGAGUACAACGACGUAUUCCAAAAACUUCCCAAAAACAUCAACUCCUUGAAACGAAACCUCCACAUUGAACACAAGAAGGUUCCCUUUACGCCUCCGGGUACAGUCCUUCACUGGCAGUACCUCACCGCUCCAUCGGCAAUCGAGAAGGAUGUCCCAUUGAUGGAACUGAAUGGCCAAAUCGGGUUCCAGAAGGAUUAUUGCAGCGACGCGGCCAACAGAUGGGACGAGUUGACUUCGCCCCUCCCCUUCGUCUUCUUCCAUCCAAUGCUCCCCCUCUACAUCGAUACCAGAAAGGAAGGAUCCCGAGCGCGUUACGUUCGCCGAAGCUGCAAACCAAAUGCUGUGUUGGACGCGUACCUCUCCGAAGGAUCUGAGUAUCAUUUCUGGCUCGUCAGUGACCGUCCCAUUGCAGCCAAGGAGCAAAUCACAAUCCCGUGGGACUUCCGUUUUCCGAUGAAGAACAAACCUCGCAUGUUGCGUCUGCUUGGGCUUGGCGAUGAAGAAACGGCCACACAGGGCGAACCGGAAAUCGAUGAUCUCGAAUAUCAAACGAUGGCCAGCUGGGUUCAUCUUGUCCUCUCUGAAUUCGGGGGUUGCGCCUGCGAUCUAGGGCGCGACUGUGCGUUUGCCCGAUUCCAUCGAAACUAUUUUAGCGGCGCGCAGACACGAUCCAACGCACCCAAGAAGAAGUCGAGAAAACCGAAGACCCAUCACGCCAUUUCGCCUACAAGUACGGGUCAUGCCACCAACAGCCGGGCUGCUAGUGAAGGUCAUUUGGACGACGUCACAGAGAUUGAUGACAGAUCGCAGUCGGGCUCGUCACGAAGCAAGCCACCGAGCCGUGAUAUGACGCCUGCACGGCAAGGAUCCUUCGAUACCCUUGGUAUACUCACCGAACCCACUGAUAGAGACAAGCGAAAAGUCGCCAUGGUCGAGGAUUCCUUCCGGCGCAUGGAACAGCAGCAACCUCCCCGUAAGAAGAAACGCGUAUCCGACGGCAGUGGCAACUCCAAGGCGAAAUCCACAAGUCGCGGCUCCUCAAGUUCCCAUGGGCCAAACCAGCCAAAUGGCGUUGCGGAGCGGCGAUAUGUCGACGCAGGCACUUCAAGAAGCAAAUCAACCUCGCCCCUUAGUGUGGCGUCGCCUCUUGUCCCAACUAUCCACAAAGCAGCAUCACCGGGCCAUGGUUCUGUUCCGCCCCGCUCCCGCCAGCCCUCUGUCACGCCGCGGCCGAAUUACUGCGACGCUGCUGUUCAGACGGACCCUAUAGAGGGAGAAUGGUAUAGCGGGAUACAUCCGGCACCAAAGCCCAAGCGCAGGAUAGUUUCCUUGUCGAAGCGACUCCUAGAUAAUCGGCAUCGACUGCGCUUGGACGACGAGGAGAAGCUGAAGGAGAAGGUCCCUGUUGUCCAGGAAUGCCCGGCAACAGCGACGGGUAUCUAUUCGCCAACUGUUGAGCAGAAGCCAUCGUUCGAGUCGCCGUCGUUCGGCAAGGAUGCGGCUGGGCCAGUUGAUUCGACCACUCUGAGCUUAGGCGGCUCUAAUGACACUCCGAUGCUCGAUGCGCCGCUAAGGCCCCCCAAAGAGAUGAAACCCCCCUCUGCUCUCGCGGCAAGUCUGGCCAAGCUCAAGUCGCCAGACUUGAGGGUUCAAAUGCCUUCGGGCCCAGCGUUUGGGAGCCCCACAUCGGCUAUUUCGACAGCCAGUACACCGGCGUCUGCUGGUAGCACCAUGAUGCAAACACCCUUCUCAGCCAACAAUCUCCCUAUUCCGUUGGGAGCUGCUGCUACCAAUGGCACUGCUGUGAACCCCAGCCCCGUUAAGAAGAAGAUGAGCCUCAGCGACUAUAGGAGCAGGAUGAAUAAGGUCCAAGCUGCGAGACCGUCGGUCGGGACAACGAUGUUGAAGCCUCCGUCGGCAAAUGAUGACGAGCCCAAGUCGGCUACCAGCCUCGACACACCAGGAGCCAGGGACUCGCCAACUGCCGAGAAGGCAAUGAUCGACACCGGGGCGUCGACGAACGGGGUACCAGCCCCUACUUUGACGGGCAGUAAUGUGUAAAAAUAUAUAUGGGGGUGGAAGUGCCACCGGGUGUUUGGGUUUGCUUUUUC